ACGACCGCGGCCAGGCCGGCCAUGCGCUCCGCAGACGCCGCCCGGCCCGCGCCGCCGCUCGUGCGCGUGGCCCCCGCGCUGUUCCUGGGCAGCGCGCGCGCGGCGGGCGCCUCGGAGCUGCUGCGGGACCUGGGCGUCCGGCUCUGCGUCAACGUCUCCCGCCAGCAGCCGGGGCCGCACGCGCCCGGGGUGGCCGAGCUGCGCGUGCCCGUGCUGGACGACCCCGCCGAGGACCUGCUGGCGCACCUGGAGCCCACCUGCGCCGCCAUGGAGGCCGCGGUGCGCGCCGGCGGAGCCUGCCUGGUCUACUGCAAGAACGGCCGCAGCCGCUCGGCCGCCGUCUGCACCGCCUACCUCAUGAGGCACCGCGGCCUCAGCCUGGAGGAGGCCUUCCGGAUGGUCAAGAGCGCCCGCCCGGUGGCCGAGCCCAACCCGGGCUUCUGGUCUCAGCUCCAGCAGUACGAGCAGCUGCUCCAGGCCCGGCCCCCGGACGACGAGGGGCCCACCGCAGCGGUCACCCCACCGGCCCCCUGAACCGUC
This is a messenger RNA of Ochotona princeps (American pika), 540 nucleotides long. RefSeq names its product dual specificity phosphatase 28 (gene DUSP28). Gene Ontology annotation, molecular function: protein tyrosine/serine/threonine phosphatase activity. The transcript is spliced from 2 exons. The record is from RefSeq and is a predicted model, not a curated record. The coding region runs from base 22 to 534 and encodes 170 amino acids. NCBI's taxonomy places the organism in Eukaryota, Metazoa, Chordata, Mammalia, Lagomorpha, Ochotonidae. Gene Ontology annotation, cellular component: cytoplasm. Gene Ontology annotation, biological process: protein dephosphorylation.